UCUUUUCAUGGACAACUGAAAGACGGUCGACAAUAGAGUGGAUAUGGAUAAUCAAACAGAUGCCAAUAAAGAAAAUGAGGACAGUCAGAAGGGCAUCCCUUUCUCCAGGAAACUGUGCUAUGCCAUUGGAGGAAUGCCUUAUGAAAUGACUAUAACCGUCAAGGUCUUUUUCAUGCAGAUCUUUUUACUGGAUGUUGUGAAGAUGGAAGCCUUUUAUGCAUCCCUCAUUCUCUUCCUCGGUCGAGCUUGGGAUGCUGUUACAGAUCCUCUGGUUGGAUAUGCUGUGAGCAAAAGUGGCCGGACCAGAAUUGGCAAACUCAUACCUUGGAUUGUGUUCACCAUGCCGCUUGGGGUCCUGUCAUACAUCAUGCUAUGGUAUACCCCACAGGACACCAUGUCCCCUGCCUUCAGUUUCAGCUGGUACUUCAUAUGGUGUUGUGUAUUUGACACCUUUAUAAGUUGCCACCAUGUGCCAUAUUCUUCACUAAACAUGUUUUUAGGAGGGGAUGAAAAGGACCGAGACUCAGCCACUGCUUAUAGAAUGGGUGUGGAAGUGUUCGCCACACUGGCAGCUUCUGCCAUUCAGGGGCAAAUAGUCGGGGUUCACCACGCCAAGAGGACACACACCUGCAGCUUGCAGAAUAACACAGAAGAGCUUUCUGGAAACUACACUGACAAGCUGACUGACAUAUCCGAAAUAGCUCUACAAAACACUAGAACAGCUUAUUUGAUUGCCGCAAUAGUAAUGGGAAUACUGUACCUCAUCUGCUGUCUAGUCCUUUUUUUCGGUGUAAAGGAGCAGGUGGCGCCUCUGAGUAACCUUGACAGCAUUAAAGUUCCCUAUCUAACUGGAAUUAAGAUGGUUGUGAGACACACUCCAUAUGUACGGCUUGUAUUUGGAUUCCUCUUUUCUUCACUAGCCUUUCAGGUGAACGUAGGAAAUUUCGCUCUCUUCUGUACUCAUGCAGCACAUUUGGGAUCAUAUUUCCAGCAUUUUAUUCUGAUAACACUGGCGUCAGCAACAAUAUCCGUCCCAAUGUGGCAGACGCUGUUGGUCAGAAUAGGAAAGAAGACCACUAUAUUCCUCGGCCUUUCAAUUUACAUCCCAGCUCUCGUUGAGAUAAUCGUAUCGAAGAGUAGUUUGACUACCUUGAUUAUCAUGUCUGUGUUAUCUGGCAUAAGUCUUGCAUCCAUUUUUCUACUGCCUUGGUCGAUGCUGCCAGAUGUAGUGGACGACUUCAAAGUCAAGAACCCGUCGUUUCUGGAUCUAGAGCCACUGUUCUACUCCUGCUAUGUGUUCUUUAACAAAUUUGGAGGAGGAUUGUCUGUUGGAAUAUCUACCUUGGUUUUACACUUUGUGGGAUACAUACCUGGAGCUUGUAAACACAAUUCAGAGGUCAUUUAUGCACUCUGGAUUCUCUUCGCUCCUGUGCCUCUCGGCCUGUUGCUUAUUGGCAUGGUGAUUUUUUACUUCUAUCCCAUUAAUGAAGAGCAACGGCAGAAAAUCCAGGAAGCGUUAAGGAACAUAGGGACAGAGCCCAACUCAAAAGAAGAGGAACUCGGCCUAUGAAGUAAUCACCUAGUAUGUCACAAAACGAUUUCACUUUAGUUACAUUUCCUGAUCCAGGAACUGCUAAUAAUGAACAUGUUCAGAUUCCCAUGUCAGUAGAAAGUCACUUCAUUACACAUAGUGAAAGUUUCUCAGGAAUGUUUUGGAUGGACUCCAAUGAAUUUUAGUUAUCUUAGUCAUUUUACACACGCAAGUUAAUAAAAAAGACAUUAAAA
This is a messenger RNA of Danio rerio (zebrafish), 1785 nucleotides long. The record is from RefSeq and is a predicted model, not a curated record. NCBI's taxonomy places the organism in Eukaryota, Metazoa, Chordata, Actinopteri, Cypriniformes, Danionidae.